AUGGUGAGCUCCCCCUCCCAGGUCCUCUACGUCCUUCUGUUUUCUUCCUCGCUGCCUUCUUCGAAGUUUUGUCGCCCUCCUCAAAUCUUCCGGCUCUGUUUUUCCUCGCGCGACGAUCUGCGCAGGGCUCUGUCCUCGGCUUGUGAUCAAUUCAAUUUUGGCUCUUAAUUUUGUUGAUUAUGAAAAUCGUGUCCAGGUUCUCCCCAACGAUAUCGACCUGCUGCACCCACCGCAGGAGCUCGAGAAGAGGCGACACAAGUUCAAGCGCCUCGUCCAGUCGCCGAAUUCCUUCUUCAUGGUAUGAAGAUUAAUCUGAUAUGCCGCGCGAAUAGGACGUUACAGAUGUCUCUGUUAAUGGACUUCUCGAUCUUUCGAUCAUUUCGGUUUGUAAUUUUUAGCGAAUCUGAGCCUUAUUUUUUCUUUGUCAUUCCUCUUUUUCUUCAUCGCUUCCUAGGAUGUCAAGUGCCAGGGUUGCUUCACCAUGUGAGUUUUCCUACUUCCGACUCACUUCUGUCUUUCCUCGUUUUCAAAAUUCGAAUAUCUUCGAUUCCUACUUUGCCGAAUCUUACUCCGAGCUACCCUCGUCUUCGGCGGUGGAUCGUUCUCGUUAAUGAUGCAGAACCACCGUCUUCAGCCACUCGCGGACGGUGGUAGUGUGCGGAGGUUGCCAGACCAUCCUGUGCCAGCCCACCGGUGGCAAGGCCAGGCUCACCGAGGGCUGUUCCUUCAGAAAGAAGGGAGACUAG
Spirodela intermedia is the source of this 746-nucleotide messenger RNA. The record is from the annotation of a GenBank genome assembly. NCBI's taxonomy places the organism in Eukaryota, Viridiplantae, Streptophyta, Magnoliopsida, Alismatales, Araceae.